GACACCCCUGUUCUCCUGCUCCUUUAUAUAGCUUUUCGUCAUAUCUCCACAGGGGCAUUUUUGUCUCUCAAUUUCCCGUGUGCCCUAAUUCGACUUACGCCCAAGCAGAUUCAAAUAGAGCUCAAGUUAGAAGCAAAAACUCUGAAGCCAGCAAGCCUAGUUUUUCUCCUCCUUUCGCGUAUUUUUUAAUUUUAGGGCUUUAUCUUUGAAAUUCGGAGUGAUUGGCAAUGGGAGUUCCAACGUUCUACAAAUGGUUAGCAGAGAAGUAUCCGCGUAUUCUGGUUGAAGUCCUCGAGGAAGUACCGGUGGUGGCCGACGGCAUCUCCAUUCCGGUGGAUACGAGUAAACCUAACCCUAACAGAAUCGAAUAUGAUAAUCUUUAUCUCGAUAUGAAUGGGAUCAUUCAUCCUUGUUUCCACCCCGAGGACAAAUCCUCUCCAAGAACUUUUGAAGAAGUAUUUCAGCGCAUUUUUGAUUACAUAGAUAGAUUGUUUGUUAUGGUCCGUCCUCGAAAGCUUUUGUUUAUGGCUAUUGAUGGUGUUGCCCCUCGGGCUAAGAUGAAUCAACAGCGAUCUAGGCGCUUUAGAGCAGCCAAAGAUGCUGCAGAAGCGGCAGCUGAAGAAGCACGACUUCGAGAGGAGUUUGAGAGGGAGGGCAAAAGACUUCCUCCCAAAGAGGAAACGCUGCUUUCUGAUUCAAAUAUUAUCACGCCUGGAACUUCAUUUAUGGCUGUUCUGUCAAUUGCUUUGCAGUACUAUAUCCACCUUAGAUUAAAUUAUGACCCUGGUUGGAAAAAUAUAAAGGUUAUUCUGUCUGAUGCCAAUGUUCCGGGUGAAGGAGAACAUAAAAUCAUCUCAUAUAUACGGCUCCAAAGGAACCUUCCUGGUUUUGAUCCAAAUACACGCCAUUGCUUGUAUGGUUUGGAUGCUGAUUUAAUUAUGUUGGCCUUGGCCACUCACGAAGUUCACUUUUCAAUCCUUCGAGAGGUUAUCUUCAACCCUAGAGAAGAAAAAUGUAUCUUGUGUCGUCAGAUGGGGCAUAGAGCGGCAGAUUGUGAAGGAAAGGUAAAGCGGAAGGCUGGAGAAUUUGAUGAGGAAGGUGAUAUAAAGGCUUUUGACAGAAAGCCAUACCAGUUUCUAAACAUAUGGACACUCAGGAAUUAUCUGGAACAUGAAUUCAGAAUCAGUAAUCCUCCUUUUGAAAUUGACUUCGAACACGUUGUGGAUGAUUUUAUAUUCAUGUGCUUCUUUGUGGGCAAUGAUUUCUUACCUCAUAUGCCUACGCUAGAGAUUCGUGAGGGUGCAAUCAACUUGUUAAUGACCAUAUACAAGAAGGAAUUUAGAAGAAUGGGUGGUUAUUUGACCGAUGGAAGCAAGCCAAAUUUGAGUCGGGUAGAGCAUUUUAUACAAGCUGUGGGAUCCUAUGAAGAACAAAUAUUCAGGAAAAGAGCACAAUCACAUCAGCGUCAAGCACAUAGAAUCAAGAAUAGAAAAGCAGAAGUUAGAAGAGGAGAUGAUGUUGAGCCUAAAGUUGAACCUGAUUCUUUUGUUCCAGUUGCUAGAUUUAAUGGUUCCCGUCUUUCCUCUGGUUCUUCACCUGCACCAUUUCAGCAAACAAUGGAGUCAAAUGGUCAACCGAGCAAAGUGCAACGCUUAAAAUCAGGGGCCGCUGUCAGUGCUUCUACUAUCAAAACAAAGGAUAAUAUUGAAUCAAACAUAUGUUUUCCUUCUUCAGGAGAGAUACAUGAGAACAAAGAAGAAUUUGAAGCAAAACUGAAGGAGUUUAUCCGUGAGAAAACCGAUGUUUUUAUCUCCAACAAUCAUGAGGAAGACAAGAUUAAACUGGGAGAGUCAGGGUGGAAAGAAAGGUAUUAUCAAGAAAAGUUUUUGGCAAAAACUCCAGAAGAAAUGGAAACAGUACGAAAAGAUGUUGUUUUGAAGUUCACGGAAGGUCUAUGUUGGGUCAUGCACUAUUACUAUGAAGGGAUUUGUUCUUGGAGGUGGUUUUAUCCUUAUCAUUAUGCACCCUUUGCAUCUGAUUUAAAGGACCUUGCCCAACUGGGUAUUCAGUUUGAGCUGGGCUCCCCUUUCAAACCAUUUAAUCAGUUAUUGGGGGUUUUUCCUGCUGCAAGUUCCCAUGCACUUCCUGAACAAUAUAGGAAAUUGAUGGCUGAUCCAAAUUCACCCAUUAUUGAUUUUUAUCCAACUGAUUUUGAAAUUGACAUGGAUGGAAAGCGGUUUUCAUGGCAGGGUAUUGCAAAAUUGCCUUUCAUCGACGAAGAGCGACUUCUUGCAGAGGUUGCGAAAAUAGAACACACUUUGACGGAGGAAGAAGUUCGAAGAAACAGUACAAUGUGCGACAUGCUUUUUGUGGCGGCCUCACAUCGUCUCUCAGAACAAAUCUUAUAUCUCGACAGUCGGUGUAAACAAUUGACAGUAGGGCAACAAGCUCCGGUCGACAAAGUCAAACCCGAUUUGAGGGAUUCCUGCAGUGAUGGGAUGAAUGGUUACAUAUUCCCUUGUGCUGGGGACUCUCACCCACCUAUAUUCAGGUCUCCAAUCAAGGACAUGGAAGAUAUAUUGGCCAAUGAAGUCAUGUGUUGUAUGUAUAGAACUCCAAAAGCUCAUAAACAUAUCCCCCGACCUCCUGCUGGAGUUGCAUUACCUCCUAAGAUGGUGCAACUGAGUGAUUUAGAUUCCAAACCUGUAUUAUGGCAUGAAGAUUCUAGUAGGAGACCUUGGGAAAAUGGAAGAUCUGCAGUUCGGUUUACGGUGGAAAGGCAUAACCCUCCGGAAUCUAUUUCUGGCCGUAAGCUUGGGGAGUUAUCACACAGACUUAUUGCUAAAAGCUUGUUGAAAGUGGAUCGUAAUGGAUUUAGUGAUGAUAAGCAGGCUCUGCCACUAUCAAUUAGUACUGCUCCCUACAUACCACAUGUAAAUAAUAGGUCUCAGGACCAGGAGGGUAAGAGGAGAGAAGAUAAGAAGAGUAGGCCAGCUUCUAAACCAGUUUCUCGUGGAAGUUACCCUUUAACUCGGAGUCGGACUAGGAUAGCUCCUCCUGAACAAGAUUCUCGUAGUCGGACAAGAACAGCUCCUGCUAAACAAGACAAAUCUCAUGCAGGUUACCCUUCAUCACAGAAUCAUCCGUUGGAUUUUCCCAAUGCCCAGAUUUAUCAUCCUUAUCCAAUAUAUAUUCCUGCAAAUUAUUUGCACUACCCUUCUGGACAUCACCAGAAUGGUGGAAUGAGGCUCGUAACCAUGCCUAUGGCACAAAUGUCAACUGUGGCUGGUCCAUAUCCUUCUCUUCCAAGUGGUAACUAUGGUAAAAAUACAAGGUACCAGGCACAUUUACAUAGCAAUUAUCCACAGUGGGGUGGUGUUAUAAUGGCCCCGCAGGGAAACCUUAAUGGCUCGGCAGCUAUCCCUCUUCAUCACCCUCAUCAUCUUCAUCUUGUUAAUCAGGGGGGGAACCCGUUUUCUGUGUUAGGCAUGAAUAGGAAGUAGAAGCAAAACCCUGCCCCGCCUGUUUAGUUCAAAACACUAGAAGACCCUCUCCCUUGCUAUUAGCUUUUGAUUUUUGAAUUUGUUGCAAGAUGAUUGAAGAAGUCUAUUAAUGUUUAUUUUUUCCUUGAGAAAAAAUUAUUCGAUUUGGUUGUUUUGGCUGGGUGA
Molecule: messenger RNA, 3668 nt
Organism: Hibiscus syriacus
Lineage: Eukaryota; Viridiplantae; Streptophyta; Magnoliopsida; Malvales; Malvaceae
Product: 5'-3' exoribonuclease 3-like
Exons: 23
Coding region: 228-3503 (1091 amino acids)
Biological process (GO): nuclear-transcribed mRNA catabolic process
Cellular component (GO): nucleus
Molecular function (GO): 5'-3' RNA exonuclease activity; RNA binding
Source: RefSeq, a predicted model, not a curated record